GCAAAAGGAAAGUUGGGUGGGAAGCCCGUGAAGCCGCCCAAGCGGCCUGCACCCCCCCUUCUUCUUCAGAAGAUGAAGAUGAGGAGAUGGUGCUUAUUAGAGGCCUAGUGCAAAGGAUGGAGGCCCUGGAAAGAGCCAAGGCUGCUCCUCCUGACAAGGAAGCUGGGCCUUCGGGUGUGCCUAAACUGGUGCCCAAGCGUACAAGGGUGGCAGCUAGGACGCAGUUAUUAAGAUCUCUUUCUGAUAGGCUGAGCGUGCUUGAGCAAGGCGUAGUUCCUGCUGGCCCAGUUGCUCCUGAAGCUCCUGUUGUCCCUGCACCUGUUCCUGGAGUUCCGGAGCUGGUGGCUCCCAUUGAUCCUGAACCUGCGUUGCCGGCUGGUCCCAGCCCAGGGGACCCGUCCGUCCCUGUGGUCCAGGGGACUAUGAGAACAACCACAUCAAUUGGCCCUGAGCUCCAAAUCUUCUUCAUUUUACUGACUGUUUUUGUGGCAGGAUGGCAUGAUUUGGAUAACUCUGAUUAUGACUGCUGGCCCCUGGAGAAACCAGAUGAGUACAACAUGCUGGACUGUGGCGGCCUAGAGAUGACUUGGGUCCAGAGACCUCCAGAAAAGAUCAUAAGUGGGGAGUCCUUUGAUGUGAUCUAUGGAGUCUUUGCUUCAGAUUACUUUUACCAGUAUGCUGUGGAAAAUGGAAUCCUCUCCUAUAGUGAUGCAGCGGCUGCUAAGAAGUUCUGUGAGGAACAGGAAUGCCCUCCCAAUUGGAAGGAUGCAAAUGGAGAGAACUGCUGUGUCCAUCAUGCAAACAUUCAUUCCUGUCCUUUGGCCUUCAUGGGGAAAGGUGGAAUUUGUGGACCGUGGAUUCCAGAUGAUGGCCAAAUAUUUACUCACACCAUGUCUACUGCAGGCAAAAUGACACAGACCAACUGGACCGCCAAGGUAGUUCUGGUGCAUGUGGGUGUGACUUCUCUCAUCGCACACAUCAGAGUUGGAAGAAUGCAAGCAGCUUUGGAAGCCCAAACUAUGGUUCUCCCUGCAGUAGUCUGUGGGGAUGAUGUUUGCGAAGAGGAAGAGGGCUGUUCCACAUGUCCCGCUGACUGUGGUGAAUGUCCAUUGACAGCCGAUGUCAGGAUAGCAAUUGCCUUACCAGUAUGUUUAGUCUGUACUGGUUUUAUUCUGACAGUCAUGUGGUUCCAGUAUCAAAAGCAAAAAAUGUUUUGGGAUGAAAGCUGGAUUAUAGACUUCAACUGCAUCAAACAAGAUUGCAUCAGAAGGACCACAAUGGGGAGUGCCUUGAGUGUGCCACAUGCACCCAGUGCUUCCAACACCAGCUGUGUCACAGCACUGAGCUCCUGUACAGCCGCUGCCAAUGCACCCAAGAUGAACUACUUCACACAGACUGGGAUAUAUGAUGGCAGAACAGUUGCCAUCAAGAAAAUAAUGAACAAGACAUUUACCCUGACCAAGACCAUACGUACGGAAGUCAAGCAAGUCAGAGAACUAGACCACCCAAACCUCUGCAAAUUCAUUGGAGGCUGUACUGAGGUACCAAAUACUGCCAUAAUAACUGAAUACUGCCCUAAAGGAAGUUUGAGUGAUGUGCUGCUCAAUGAAGACAUCCCUUUAAACUGGGGCUUCAGGUUUUCUUUUGCCACUGACAUUGUCCAGGGAAUGGCAUAUCUUCACCAGCAUAGAAUUUAUCAUGGGCGGUUAAAGUCCACUAACUGUGUCAUUGAUGACCGCUGGGUUUGUAAGAUUUCAGAUUAUGGCUUACAGUCCUACAGAAAAGAAGAUUCCUUGUCAGCUUUCAAUUCUUCUCAUCAGCAUUUCACACAGAUGUAUCUGGCUCCUGAGGCUCACUCCAUACCAAACUUUGAACCAACUCCAGCUGCAGAUGUAUACAGCUAUGCCAUCAUUUUAUUAGAAAUUGCAACCCGAAGUGACCCUACUCCGAAAGAUGAUACACAUUCAGAAGAACAUUCUUGGUGCCCACCUUUGGCAGAAUUAAUAUCAGAAAAAUCUGAGAAUGCCUGUCCAUGCCCUACAGAAUAUGUGGAGUUGAUCCGGAAGUGCAAGAAAAGCAAUCCAGCACAGAGGCUUACCUUUGAGCAAAUCAAGAAGUUGUUGCAUAAGAUGAAUCCAAACAAAGUUAGCCCAGUUGACAUGAUGAUGACUUUGAUGGAGAAAUACAGCAAACACUUGGAAGUGCUAGUAGCAGAAAGGACCCAGGACUUGAUGUAUGAAAAACAGAAGACAGACCGCUUGUUGUAUAGCAUGUUGCCAAAACAGGUAGCUGAUGAUUUAAGGCAAGGGAAGCCAUCACAGGCCCAAAGUUACAUAACCUCCACUGUCUUUUUCAGUGACAUUGUUGGCUUCACCCAGCUCUCCAGCACCAGUACACCUUACCAAGUGGUGGACCUCCUAAACAAACUCUACACCACCUUUGAUGAAAUCAUAGACAAUUACGACGUCUACAAGGUGGAAACUAUAGGAGAUGCCUACAUGGUUGUAUCAGGAGUACCUCAAGAGAAUGGCAUCUGUCAUGCUGGUGAAAUUGCAAGUAUGGCUGUCGAUCUUGUCUCAGUGUGCAAAACAUUCAGGAUUCCCCAUAAGCCCAACACCCAGCUAAAGAUUCGAGCUGGAAUCCACUCAGGGCCAGUUGUGGCUGGAGUUGUGGGAACGAAAAUGCCUCGGUAUUGCUUAUUUGGAGAUACUGUCAACACAGCUUCUAGGAUGGAGUCUACCAGUGAAGCUCUUAAAAUACAGUGCAGCUCAAACACAUACCAGCUGUUGGAACAGAUUGGAGAAUACAUAUUGGUGUGCCGGGGGAAUCUGCAAGUCAAGGGGAAAGGCGACAUGAUAACGUAUUGGCUGGAAGGGAAGAAGGCUGGUGCAAUUCAGAAGAAAGCUCUAAGCAUUUCUGCAGCCCCUCAAACUCCUAACCAAAGUGCUUUCAAUUUCAAUAUGAUCCCUGGAGUUAUGUAGAAUGACCCACUUGCAAACCCACCUUUACAAAGGAUGGAGAGCAACAAACCAGAACGAAGGUAGCUUCAAAAAAUAAACAUAUGUGCCGUUAACUUGCAGCCCCACUAAUGAAUCAACUAAAACUUCAUUUGACUAUGCUACCAAUUAAAGCUUGCAGCCCUGGGAUUAAUCUAUUCCAGUCUGUCAACAUUUAAAGAGGGAGAAAAUCUGGAGAACACCUUUUGAAAUUUGGAAAUGGGCACUUUUAUCAAGAAACUGCCACCCAAGGCAGUCUGUUCGAGGCCAGUUUCGGAUAAAGCAGGUACUGCAUAAGAAACAGCUUACAAUGGAAUCAAAGAUGGUGUACUUCUUCAGCUCUGUUUUGCUGAGAAACCUUGAACACUGAAAGGUUUCUCAGUUCAAAACGAUCAUCUGAUACAGAGACUCUACUAAAAAAGCAAACAAUAUAAACCAGGUGGGUAAGAAAAGAAGUAGGAAGAAUAGGAAAGCUGUUAGUGCCUUUGGAUUCGUCAGUAUCCCCAUAAACCUUCUUUGUGGUGCCUGUUAGAUGCACCUUGGUGAUGUUGUGUCCCAUUUGCCACGUAAGUGCACAAUACUGCUUUCCCCGAGAACCUCAAAAGCCCUCUGAGUCAUCAUGGAAUAUAGGACACUGGCUGUGCAGUCUCCUUUCUGAAGCAAAGUAUUGUUGCUUCUCUCAAGGACUCUUCCGUUCAUAAAUAGUUGCUGCUGCUUUUCACUUUCAUUCAGAAGUGCUUAUUAUGAUGGAUAAUCUCUCAUGUUACAGAACUGUGUAUCAAAGAUAGGGAUGUGCAUGAAUCGAGAUUUGUGCACAGAUUUGAAGCAUAGCUUCGGCACCUUUAAAAGUGAGAGCAGGUCCAUACCUAUUCCUCUCCUCUGCCGUUCCACGGAGCUUUCUGCUAUGGCAGUGUACCCCACAGCACCCCUGGCACAGUGGCAGCACACACAUGGCCUCGGCACAUCUGUGGUGGCCAUUUGCAUGGUUGCUUACCAUGCAACGGCUGCCACAUAUGCGUGGAGGCCAUGUGCAUGCUGCUGCCAUGCAAGGGGUGCUGGGGUCAUGCUGCCACAGCAGGAAGCUGCAUGGCGGAGGAGCAGGUACAGACCUGUUUUCACUUUUAAAGGUGCCAAAGCUGUGCUUCGAAUCUAUGCACAUAUCUCGAUUCAUGCACAUCCUGUGUUCCAAGUGACAAUGUCUGGGAGAAAAGUGCUGGAAAAUAUUUUAUUGUUUCCUGGAAUGUGACAAUGCAUAACUAGGAUGUGAGAUAUAUUUGGGUUAGCAAAAUGUAUCCUAUACAGAGGUUGCUCUAUCACAAAUUCCCUCUGUGAAUUUGUGUAAUUCUGUGGUGGUGUUUUUAAAACCAUCUAAGUGAGUAGACAAUACCACACCUUGUAGUAGUGAAUUCCAUACAUUCAUUAUGUGCUUUGUGAAGAACUUGAUGGUCUUGAAUUAACAAAGCAACAUUUCACUCAAGACAAAAAACCAUUUCUUAAAUCAUACACUAAAGUAGCACCAACAACCAGUCAGCCUACAUAAUGGGGAUAAGUUGUUAUACUGUAGUUCACCUAUCUGUAAGAUAGUUAAGUAAGAUAGAUCUGUAAGAUCACAGGCUAUAACGUGGUGAGGACAGAAAUAUUUUUUCUUUAAAAAAACCACAAAAAACAUUCACCAAUAUUAAAUAUUCACCAAACUGUGAGGCAACUGCUUAUAUUCUCUUUAUUUCCCUUCCAAUCCCUUUCCUUCCCAGUUUUUAAAAGUGGCUUUUAUUAUUAUAUGGCUUAUUGUUUAGGUAAGUCCUGUACUUUAUUGUCUGUAACACAUAUUGAGUGCCACCUGGCAGGGAAGCACAACAUGGUUCUUGGUUUUUUAAAUUGUUGAUGUAAAAUUAUUUUGAUUUUUAUUAUUAACAUCCAAUCAAAGUCGGACACUUUUAAGCCUUAUUUAUAUCAAUGGGAGAGUUAAGAUGUGCAGUUUCUCUUCCACUGAAAUGAAUGGAUCUUUAAAAUACACUCUUUGUUGUUGCUAUUAUUAUAAGCUUUUAUUUCUAUAUAUUUGAGACUAAUUGUAAGAGAUGCCUUUGUAUGACAGAUUUGUGUACUGUAUAUUAUGUUUCACACUCAUUUUUCAGAUUUUUUUUUAAAAUGUAAAACUGAAAAAAUGCAUGACAACUUUGGGAGACAAUGAAUUGUAUAUGUCAUCAUCUGUACAGGGGGGAAACUGAAUUUGUAUGAUCUUCUUUCAUGUUAGUUUUAGUUUCUGAGAAUGAAACAUAUUAAAAUUAAUGUUAUAUGUA
Molecule: messenger RNA, 5293 nt
Organism: Hemicordylus capensis (graceful crag lizard)
Lineage: Eukaryota; Metazoa; Chordata; Lepidosauria; Squamata; Cordylidae
Product: atrial natriuretic peptide receptor 1-like
Exons: 25
Coding region: 87-2981 (964 amino acids)
Biological process (GO): cGMP biosynthetic process; receptor guanylyl cyclase signaling pathway; intracellular signal transduction
Molecular function (GO): guanylate cyclase activity; protein kinase activity; ATP binding
Source: RefSeq, a predicted model, not a curated record